Messenger RNA from Phaedon cochleariae (mustard beetle), 2069 nucleotides. The record is from the annotation of a GenBank genome assembly. Lineage: Eukaryota; Metazoa; Arthropoda; Insecta; Coleoptera; Chrysomelidae.
GGGUCGUUGGUCAUUUUUUGUUGGUGAAGGUUUUGUUUAUUUUUGUUGAUUCGAUUAAUUAGUAUUAGUUUUCAAAUAAAUACUUUUCAGCUGUUGCUGUUGUGAAUGCAGAAUAUCAAAAAACCCAUUAUGACAAUAUCUAGGCAGUGCCAGAAUUCUUCUGGAUUGUCAUACAACUCUGAAAUGGGAACACCAGUAAAAUCUGAUACUGAACCUGUAACUGGUAUGACUAGGAAACUCUUGCCUCUUGCAGCCUUCUUCAUGGCCUUCACAACUGUCAUGACUGUGUUGAUAGUUUACAUGGAUAAUAAUGCUAUGAGACAUUACCAAUUUAAAGUGAAUAUGAGCCAGGAUUAUGAUUUGUUAGGGGUAUCUCAAGAUAACCCUCAAUUGGUGAUGUAUAUAAAGGAAGUACAUCUGACUCCUGCUAUUGAAUUGCAUCACAAACCUUUGGAAUCCAAAGAUGAAGUAUCUCCAGAUACUUCUUAUGUAUUGAAACUGUUGAAAAAUAAGACGUACGGCGUGUUCGUGGAGGCAGGCGCCUACGACGACGGCAAAACCUCCAAGACGGAGUGGCUGGAAGAGAAGUUCUCCUGGAGGGGUCUCUUGAUCCAGCCGGACCCGCGCCACUACUUCAAUCUGCGCAGGCACAACCGCAAGCGCUGCCAGGCUGUCCACGCCUGCCUCAGCCCUACGCCCUACCCCAAGGAGAUCACGCUGCACCAGGAGCCGGAAGAGGGCGUGCGCAUCAACGGGCUGUUGGACGACAGCGAUUGGUUCAACACGCGGGUCAAGUGUUUCCCGUUCUAUUCGCUCGCGUUGGCCAUGAACGUCACCGACAUCGAUUAUUUCAGUUUGGAAACGGGCGGCACCGAACUGCAGGUACUUGAGACAAUUCCCUUUGAACGUAUCAGUAUCGAAGUUAUCGGUGUCCAUUUGAACGCCAACGAUACGGAGAAAGGGACCAUCAAGAAGUUCUUGGCAACCAAGAAGUAUAAAUUCAUGGAUAGGUUCAGGAAUUCAUAUAUGUUUAUGAUGAACCGCCUUGAUAUAUAAGCUUAUUCUAAUAUUAGAGGGUGAAAGUUUAUUCAUUAUUCUGCCAAGUGAUGUUCUAGGAUGACAUUGUUACCUCGGUGUUGCCAUUCUUAUUGUCCGGCAAUAAUUUUUAGGUUAACUUUGCGACUUCUUCUCAUCAAUGCAAUAUUCAAUAAUAAUUUGGGCACGUUUUUAAUUACAGCGAUUUGUCAUGCUCAUAAAUCGAAACGUUUUACCAAAAUGUAGUUGUAAGUCCUUCAACGGGUUUUUAUAAAAUCAUUUUGCUCAAAUCCAGACGACUGGAUCAUACUGCUCUCUGAAGUGUUUUCCUGAAUUGUUAUGGUCUUUACAUAACUGAGGAUCAAUAUGUUUCCUAACUUUAGGUUUCCAUAAAUGGAGAUAUUGAACAUAUGGAAAUGUUCAGACGUUAUUCAGUCCUCCAAAACAAAUAGGUGUUGGAGACAUGAUUCAUUUUCUAUAUACAAAGGGAUAAGAUCUCUGAAGUCGUUAAGUCCACAUAAGAACAAAUGACCAUGAUAAGGGAUCAAUAGCGAAAUGAGUGCCAAAAUAGGAAAACUCAAUAAAGGUGUAGCUUUCAUCCAUAUUCUGGAUACAAUAAGGGAUAUUGCUGAACAGUCAAUAUAUCAAAAGUAGAGAGAAAGGACCUACAAUUAAUUAGAUGGAGUGCUGAUGGAAAUAAUGUGUUGGUUUCCUCAAAGAGAACCAUGAAAGCGAAGAAUAGAAUGGCAAUAAGGUGAAAUUUCAGGACAGUGAUAAAUUGAGUCGAAAGUACUGCGCUGAACAAUCCAGAAAGGAUCGAAUGAAAUGGUAUCAAACUUUCUGAAGAACUGAAUUUUUCCACGUAGGCUCUCCUUCAUAUCAUGUUGAAUUAUAUAUCUGAGAUGUCAGUGAAACUGUCUCUGGAACUCUGGAAAAAGUCUCAGGUUGUAUUUCAAGAAAAGUUCGAACAAAUAAGGUUCUCCCAUCAUCCAAUCCAUGUCGAAAAAAGUAGGCAGGGGAUUGAAAGAAUGUUG